Pochonia chlamydosporia 170 is the source of this 1344-nucleotide messenger RNA. Its product is annotated as tRNA guanosine-2'-O-methyltransferase TRM11. The coding region runs from base 1 to 1344 and encodes 447 amino acids. NCBI's taxonomy places the organism in Eukaryota, Fungi, Ascomycota, Sordariomycetes, Hypocreales, Clavicipitaceae. Gene Ontology annotation, biological process: methylation. The record is from RefSeq and is a predicted model, not a curated record. Gene Ontology annotation, cellular component: cytoplasm. Gene Ontology annotation, molecular function: nucleic acid binding. The transcript has 4 exons.
AUGGAUUUCAUCAUAAAAUUCGCACAGGCCCACGAAACAUUCCGUGUGGCAGAAAUUCAAGCACUUGCAGUAAUAGAAGGCAUCGAACUUGAAAUUCUGGAGUACAAUAACGAGUCUCCAUUGUGUCUUGUAAAGCUGCGCACUGAGAAGGAUGCCGAGAAACUCAUCAGAAGGUCCAUACUCGCUCAGUCUGUUCAUGAGCUCUGGGGCAUGGGGCAGACACUUGAUCUCCUACACCAGUCCGUAAAAAACCAAACUAGCAAACGAUGGAGGGACUACAAAACAACGUCAUUCAAGUUCACCAUCGAUUCGUAUCAGGGAGCACAUUCGAACCAAGAGAGGCUAUCCAUCAUCAACACGUUUGACUACCUACCGUUUGAGGGACCGAUUCGCAUGUCACAACCUGAAGAAACAUUCACAGUGUUUGAGCUCUGGCCGUUCAAUAGCGUUCCACUCGGAAUAGAGACACCAGAUAUGCUGUAUCUAGGCCGCCUCGUUGGCAAGUCGUCUCGAGAAACCGUUCUCAAGUUCGACCUCAAGAAGCGAGGAUAUAUUUCAACGACGAGCAUGGACUCUGAGCUUGCACUGAUAACUGCAAAUAUUGCUCUCGCAGGCCCCGGAAAACUUUUCUACGACCCGUUUGUUGGCACGGGUUCAUUUCCAAUCGCAUGUGCUUGCUUUGGUGCGAUGGGAUGGGGAAGUGAUAUAGACGGCAGGAGCAUUCGUGGCGAAGGGGGGGCCAAAAGCUUGCGAGGCAAUUUCAAGCAAUACAAACUUGAUUCACAGUUGGGCGAUGUUUUCGCGGCUGACUUGACAAAUACACCAAUCAAGACAGACCGAAGAAUAUGGGAUGGAAUAGUCUGUGAUCCGCCGUACGGCGUCCGGGAGGGAUUGAGAGUACUUGGUCUUAGGGAUCCCCAAAAGUCACCAUGGCUCAUCGAACAGGGUAAAAAGGAUGCUGCUUCCCCUGAUUUUGUUCCACCAAAGAAGCCAUAUAGCUUCCUGGCCAUGCUUGACGACAUUCUUGCCUUCGCAGCGGCUACACUGGUAGAUAGAGGUAGGCUAUCGUUUUGGAUGCCUACAGCAAACGAUGAGGAUCAGGAGAUACCAGUGCCGACUCAUCCGUCGCUUGAACUGGUCGUAAUUUGCGUCCAGAAGUUUAACAAAUGGUCGAGAAGACUCAUAACCUAUAGUCGACUUCCGGACGAAAUGGUUUCUGCGGAAGCUCUCACGAAAUAUGAAAACCGAGUCGUGCGUAGAACUACUGGUACGACCGUUGAUGAUCUUAACCCGUUUCGGCGCGGGUACUUCAAGAAAUUUGACCUCGAGAGACAGCAAAAUUAG